CCGGAAGUAAUUAGCUUGUUAGCUGUUAGCCGUGGUCUUCAUGCUGUGGUUAAUCUAAAGAACACAUUUAAAAUGUCUGAGGAAGCUAUAACCUUGACAGUUGCUUACGGUUCUACAAAGCACAGCAUCACAGUAACAAGUCAGGAAGAUGACAAGAGUCCAACUGUUAGGGACCUGGCAGACUGUCUCACGCAUCUUACAGGAGUGCCUGCAGCCUCACAAAAACUCAUCUUCAAAGGGAAGUCGCUGACGGACAUGGAGCAGACUUUGUCCAGCUACAGAAUCAAAAGUGGUUGCAAACUCAUGAUGAUUGGAAAGAGGAACAGUCCUGAGGAGGAAGCCGAGCUGAAGAAAUUGAAAGACAUUGAGAAGUCCGUGGAGCAAACUGCAAAAAAGCUGGAGAAGGUGGACGGGGAGUUGACUGGACUUAAGAAUGGCUUCCUGGCCAAAGACCUGCAGGCGGACGCUCUUGGUAAACUGGACCACCGAGUAAAAGUAGCAGCCGAGCAGUUCAUGAAGAUCCUGGAGCAGAUAGACGCUCUGAGCGUCCCGGAAAACUUUAACGACUGCAAAAUGAAGAAAAAGGGCCUGGUGAAGACGGUGCAGGACUUCCUGGCACAGUGCGACAAGAUGGAGGCGUGCAUAUCAGACCACCUGACAAAGAUUCAGUCUAAAAAUCUGGCUCUGGUGGAUUAAAAAUGUGUAAAAGUGUUGCUCUGUGAGCGUGCUGUGUACAGAAAGCUCAUUCUUGUGUAUUUAUAGUGAUGUGGCGAGAGGUUGUUAUAGCAUUAACACUGAUGCAGACCUGCCAUCCCGCAUUUUUUGUGCUAGACAUUUUGACCCUUGACAUACAGUACAUUUUUUGUUGCAUUGAAGUUACGUUUCUGAGCCACGGGACUCCACGCAUAGGUGGAAUUAAAAGCUCUCGUCCAAUCAGAGCACCUGCAUUUUCAUCACCUCACACCUUGUGAGGGGGGUUACGCAUUAAUUUCAUUAGGGUUGGCAGGUCUGCAUGUAUAUUAGCCUUUGUAGAUUCCAUUACACGUCACAAAAUGCAGCUCUGGUGGGACUCAACCUUUGAAUCAGGUCUCCAGUGUAUUUAUCUAGAAGUCCAAUGCGCCACAGAGCCAGUUGCCAAUUAGCUCCUGUUUGCAAAACACAUGGUACAUAAUGUGUCAUAUUUCAAUAUUUAUGUAUGCAAGCAUUUUAUUAAAACAAUGACAGCAGCAGCUUC
Molecule: messenger RNA, 1234 nt
Organism: Dunckerocampus dactyliophorus (ringed pipefish)
Lineage: Eukaryota; Metazoa; Chordata; Actinopteri; Syngnathiformes; Syngnathidae
Gene: bag1
Product: BCL2 associated athanogene 1
Exons: 7
Coding region: 73-696 (207 amino acids)
Biological process (GO): protein stabilization
Cellular component (GO): nucleus; cytoplasm; cytosol
Molecular function (GO): adenyl-nucleotide exchange factor activity; protein-folding chaperone binding
Source: RefSeq, a predicted model, not a curated record